Daldinia decipiens is the source of this 2338-nucleotide messenger RNA. RefSeq names its product P-loop containing nucleoside triphosphate hydrolase protein. The transcript has 3 exons. Bases 123 to 2051 code for a protein of 642 amino acids. Gene Ontology annotation, molecular function: ATP hydrolysis activity; ATP binding. Lineage: Eukaryota; Fungi; Ascomycota; Sordariomycetes; Xylariales; Hypoxylaceae. The record is from RefSeq and is a predicted model, not a curated record.
CAUCUACCCGCCUAAACAUGCAAAUACACCACAAACACCUCUACGGAAAUCAACACACCAGCAUACAUGCCCCAUAGUAGAUAUUAUCUUUAACAUAUCUCAGCUUACUACGACAUAACGAUAUGGAUAACUUUCAACCAUCUCAGGCUACUGAACAGGACCCUCCUCCAAGUCUGGUCAGUUGGUGGUACGGACAACCUGACAAUCAGGGUCAGUUACAAUGGAGCACAUCCACCAACGAUAAGGAGGAGUUUUCAGACUUGCUAGCCCGUACUUCUAGCAUUCCCAUUAUUCAUCGUUCUGUUUUAAAACAGGGUACUUGGGAAACCUAUUCCAUUACCAUCCAAGACCCAGUCAUGAGAAAGAUUCUUGGCGACGUCCUCCGAAAGUAUCAGGAUCUCGACUUAAAGAAAGAGAAAUGGACUUUCCGGCCUCCUUUCCAACCAUUACUUGAUCGUUGGAGAAAGAUAGAAAGAUAUGCUACUAAAGCUAAAGCUGACCUUGAGGUCGCGAAUGCAUUAGAGAGAUUGGUCUUCGUCCUGUCCCCAAUCAUCAAGCCCCUACUCCCCUCAUCCAAAAACAUUGACUUUGCGAACAUCCAACACAUAUUUACUCCUGGUACCCUAGUCUUCAGUAAGAAACAUCAUGCUGAAACCGUCUCUCGAGUACUCAAAUGCCAGCAAGCGAAACCCAGGAGGUGGGAGAUUGGCGUGGAGCAUGUGGAUUGGAACGGCAAGGAAUGUGGUUAUCGAGAAUAUUCGUUCACAAUUAAACAAUUCGAUGGCUACUGUGGAGUCACGGAGUUGGAUGUAUUUCCGAUUUCAUAUUUGGCAGAUGAAACUAAGUUUAGAGCAGCCUGCAUUGAGAGAGGCCGUAAAUUUGAGCAACUCGGAGGCUAUAAGCUCAUGAUUUGCUGCAAAAAAACUAAGAUAUGGGACAGCAGAGAUCGACGGUGGCAGAUAAAACUAGCUGGGUCGAAAUUUUGUGUUGACGCAUUUGCGUACUAUGAUAACCGAAAUAGUGGCAAGCCCAAGCUACGGCCACUUGACGGCAAUGGCAAGCAUCCAGUAAAGGACGGUAUCGAAGGAUCAAAAACUGCGUCUGAAUCCUUACCCGCUCCCUCGGUCAGAAGAAAGGAGCACCUACAACCCCUGACUGACGAACAACGACUCAUGAUACAUCCUUGGCUUAGGUGUUUUGACCUUCAAACAAAAAGAUGGUGUAAGGUCUUAAUUGACGACUUAGAGGAGGCGACUUCGAACGACCUAGCCUUUGAGAAGCUACUCCUACCAGAUAACGAGAAAGAGGCGUUAUUGAAUCUCGUCAAAGGAAAGCUCCUCGCUGGUGAUCUAGGGAACAACGACUCCAUCCAGAAUCAGGGCCGCGGUCUUACAUGCCUCAUGUUCGGGCCUUCAGGAGUCGGUAAAACCUUCACAGCCGAGGCAAUCGCUGAUAAAUUAAGCCUUCCUCUGUAUUCCAUGGUUGGGAAGAACCCCGGAGAAGCGUGUGAAGAUUUACAGACAUACCUGCAGCAGGGUCCGAAGCUCUGCCGCCUAUGGGAUGGCAUUCUCCUCAUAGAGGAGGCGGAUUCUCUCAUCGCUGCCCAGGAUGGUGAACCCGUAAUAGAUGAUGGUUAUGAAGAGUUCGAAAUAUAUGGUGAGUAUGAUUUUGUCCCGGUCUUCCUUUGGACACUUAAAAACUAUACGGGCAUAUUAUUCCUCACUGUCAACGAAGUUGGUGACAUUGGCUCGGCCUUACGGCCGCAUAUCAAUCAUUUCAUGCCCUAUAGCUCCCUCGGCAUACAGACACGCCGUCAAAUUUGGCGGAACUUAAUCGAGGACUCCGGGAAGGACAAUUUCAUACGCAGUUCCGAAGACAUGGAUGAUGUGCUCAGCGAGCUAUCGAAAUUCGAUCUUAACGGACACGAGAUCAAUAAUCUUGUCAAAAGUGUUCGGAUGAUCGCACUUGGAAGCGAAGACAGCGACAACAAGGUAUCUUUAGACACUCUAUGUCUUCUUGCACAUAAUUGGGUUCAAUCCCUAAGACCCUAAAUGGGACUCAUCACCUACAGAUGGGUAGCUUGUCCUGAAGGUCGAUCGACCAACCCCCUAAGUAAUGGGGAACACAGUGUAGGUUCUAGAAAUGCACCUAGAGCAGUAUGGGUUGACCAUAGCCGAUCAUUAUUAUUCAUCCCAGCCAUCCCAUACGCCAUUGCCGCGUUUCAGGUAAUUAAGUGUAAGCUAUUUAGAUAGAUCACACGCCUACUGGGUGUUAACGAACUCAUCAUCAUUACUAGAUAGCAUUAGUAUUAUCAAUUCUAUUCCACUCCCUACAAGAG